AUGGCAGGUGCCAAGCGGAAGCUUGACACCGCUCAUGCUCCAGCUGCUUCCGAAGGGGCUUCACAAUCCGCAAACAAUGCUCAAAAUGUUCGCGUCACCAGAAGAAGCGCGGCUUCGCAGGCAAAUCGCGAUCCGCGUGGCAACGACAGGAACCAUAACAAUAGCACUACUACCUCUUCAACCAGUAAUAACAAUAACAGCAACACUCCUGCUCGUCGGUCACGCAUCGUCAAACUAAACACUCGUGGUGCGCUGGCAAAUAAUGCCAAUGCUAAUCCAAUUAAUGCACGCGAGACUCGUACUUCUCGAGGACGAGCCAUAGCUCUCUCAUCUUCGCAGCAGUUGGAACCAGGUGCUUCUGCUCCUUCCCAAGGCCCUGAAACUCCCCGGAUGAAGCGUAUGAAGCGUGGCUCGGUAGUUGAGGAAACCCCUCGAACUACGAGGCAGUCCGCCAGAAUCAGGGCCCUGGGGCCCAACCCACAUGCCUCUUUUGAUGAAGCUGUGGAAGGAAAUCCUUUAGAGCCUAGUCCAACGAAGGCUUCGAGUAGCAGAAACAAGGCUGAAGAUACAGACGAUGCUGCUACUGCAGCCAUCACAAAAUCUCCGUCCCCUGACGAGGCGGACAUCUCCAAAGAAUCCAAAAUUGGAGACACAGAUGCUCCGGAGGACCCAAUAAUCGAAUUGAAUCCCGCCGAAGAAACAUUAGACGCCAAUCUAAACAACGAUGGUGCGUCGACUAAUGCGCAGCAAGAGAUACCCCCACCAUCGCCCAGUCCAUCUCAAAAGGAGCGCAAUUCCCCAGCAGCGGAAGCCAAUGCUUUCACUAGACCAGCAGAUGUCUCUCCAACAGCUUCAGAAAAGAAGCCCAAGCUUGAAGAAGCUGACCUAGAUCGCGCAUUAGAACAGCAACUACAAAAUGGCACGGCAGAGAAACAUGAUUCACUGUCUCACGCGGAUGCCACGGAGGAAUCUAGAGCGGAUGACGAAUCACGUCAGAUUACCGAUGCUGAGGAAUCUAUCGUUUCAAAUGGAAUGGGAUCUACUACCAGACCAACAACCGUCAAAGGGCGCCAGGCAGCGCGCAUUGUUAGGGGUCGGGCCAAGGGUAAAGGUCGUCCAAAGGGCAAGGGACCAGCUGCUCGCCGUGCUGCAGCCGCUGCAGCCGCAGGACGUGACCGACAGAUGGAAAGUCCGGAGUUAAGGCCUGAACGCUCUCCAUCCCCCUUUGCCGCCGCGCGGAAGUUAUUGGACCGCAAGUUGGAGCUGGACCGCGCAUUCAAGAAAGUGGCAGCCGCACAGAGAUUGGCUUUGCAUGUGAUGGCCGUUCGAACAGAAAAUCAACUGGCCCGUGACAAGAAUGCUCAUCAAAAGGUGCCCGAGUUUGAAAAGCUCGAAGCGAUUCUGACAGCAUACCGCCAAAAAAGGCAAGACAUUCUGCGUCACGAAUAUGAAUUCCGAGUUGAGCAGGAGAAUAUCUUGUUCGCCUCUGAACAAGAUCGCCUUGAGCAAAAGUUUCACGCAUCUGCCCGCAAUAUCAAAGAGGAGCACUUUCUUGCCGCGCAAGGUGACUACAUGGCUUUUGUGGAGGGCCGUCGUGCUGCAGAAGAUGAUGAACACACGGAGGCAAAUGGUUCAGAAACAGAGCAGUACAAGAGGCCAGUCGCUCCGCCCACCAGGGAGUUCAUACGGGGUUUCAAUUCAAACCACGUGAGAGAACCUGCUGGAGCGGCAGCUUAUGAACGAGCCGACAAGGGAUGGGAGCAGUUCGUUCAACGCGUGAGACUAGGCGAAGAUAUUGACCCACAGAUGAAGGAGAUGCGGGAGACCCAUGGACCUGAACCCACUAAUCAACCAGCAUAUGGAACAUUAGAGAUGUUGCUAGAGGCGACUAAUGCUAUCGCCAACCAGCCCAUACCUGAAAUCUCUGCUCCUGCUCAAACCGCGUCCGAGAUGCCGGCUAUGGCUUUGUCCGCACUUGCCGAUGUGGCUUCUAGCGAGGUCCCAAUUAGGACCCCGCGGCCAUCCAUGCUUCGUACGCUCCUCCCACAACCAAUGGCGGAUCCACGGCCCUACAUGCUACCACGACCGGGACACCAUCCUUUACCGUCGCAACCGGGGCCGGCGCGGCAACAACCCCGUCCUCUCUUGCCAGCUGGUCAGCAGAUCCCGUCGAUCAAUGAGCAAUUAGGUCUUCCAGACCCUUUUGUUCCUGGCGGCGGGCCUCCUCAGCUUCCACCUCCUCCAGGGUCUAAUUUCCAGCGACCCCCACCGCCGGGUUUUCUGCAGAGUAAUCCGCUUUAUUUCCCGCCUCCGCAUCACCCAUCGGGACCUCGUCCUCCAUAUUAG
Messenger RNA from Aspergillus ruber CBS 135680, 2346 nucleotides. RefSeq lists its product as uncharacterized. The coding region runs from base 1 to 2346 and encodes 781 amino acids. Lineage: Eukaryota; Fungi; Ascomycota; Eurotiomycetes; Eurotiales; Aspergillaceae. The transcript has 4 exons. The record is from RefSeq and is a predicted model, not a curated record.